This is a messenger RNA of Purpureocillium takamizusanense, 1240 nucleotides long. It is a transcript of the gene ATP20, whose product is annotated as ATP synthase subunit G atp20. NCBI's taxonomy places the organism in Eukaryota, Fungi, Ascomycota, Sordariomycetes, Hypocreales, Ophiocordycipitaceae. Gene Ontology annotation, biological process: proton motive force-driven ATP synthesis. The transcript has 3 exons. The record is from RefSeq and is a predicted model, not a curated record. Gene Ontology annotation, molecular function: proton transmembrane transporter activity. Bases 154 to 717 code for a protein of 187 amino acids.
AGCCGACAUCGUUCGCCGUCCACGCAACUCGCACCACCAUCCUCCAUCGCAGAGCCCAGCUCAAUCCGUGUCGGAGCGCUCGACCGCCGCAUCUCCCCCCCGCUGCCGCCGACGAACAAUCCCCCCCGUGCAGCGCCCAAUUCGACGGACACAAUGGCUGUCUCGACCCUCGCCCGCCCCAUGCUCCGCUCGCCGGCGCUCCGGAUGGCCUCGCGCCGCUUCGAGAGCACUGCCGCCAGCAAGGCCACCGAGGCUGCCAAGGACACCGCCAGUAAGGCUCAGCAGGGCCUCUCGCGCGUGACGAGCGCUGCCGGCCCUGCCAUCGCCGGCGCGGCCAAGGGCGUCACCAACGCCCUGGGCCGCAUCGGCGGGCGCACUGGCAAGGCCAUUGCCUUUGUUGAGCGGCAAACCCCCUUCGUCGUCUACUACUCCAAGGUCGGCCUGGAGCUCGGCAAGCUCGUGUUCCAGGGCCAGAAGAUGAGCCCUCCUUCCAUGGCCACCUUCCAGACCUACUACCAGAACCUGUGGCGCUCCAUCCAGACUGGCACCAUCUUCCAGGCUCCCGCCAACCUCCUCCAGUCCGUCCGCAGCCUCAGCACCGCGCAGCUGGCCACUGGCGGCGUCAUCCUGGCUGAGUGUCUCGGCUUCUUCACCGUUGGCGAGAUGAUUGGCCGCCUCAAGCUCGUCGGCUACCACGGCGAGACCGCCCACCACUAAGCGGUCGUGUCGCCAAAAGUGAGGGACCACAGAGCCGAGAGCUCUGCGAGUGCCGAUUACUCCGUAUAAGAGACUCUGGCUGGAUAGACGAGGAGGACUGGGUCGCAAAAAAAAAAAAUAGACAGUUCCUGGGUUGAUGUGCACAUCAUGGCGCGAGACGGCAGUACAGGGCGGAUUGUCACCACUUCCUGACACUGCAUCCCCGGGGCGAGGAGGACGAGGGCGAGCGAUGGUGCCAUCCUUGCCGGGAUGCGCAAACUGCAGGGCCUUGUACCUGUUUGUUUCUAUCUUUUUCCUUUGUGUGAACUACUACUGUACAUCAGAUGCAUAGCAAUCAUGGCGGGUCGCGUCACCGACUGUGGAGGAAUGAAUCCAAUACGAAGGCGAGGGCUUCUCCGCGGAUGAACGAAGACAAGUUCCCGCUAUGUUUAUGUGCAAAAGGAUUCAUCUGCUUCGGAAGCAUGUCGCGGUCGCCGACAUGAGCUUACAGAGAGUUCAGGUGUCGCUGUCAUCACGCCCACGG